Rhodotorula toruloides NP11 is the source of this 918-nucleotide messenger RNA. Its product is annotated as mitochondrial dicarboxylate carrier. Lineage: Eukaryota; Fungi; Basidiomycota; Microbotryomycetes; Sporidiobolales; Sporidiobolaceae. Gene Ontology annotation, biological process: malate transmembrane transport; thiosulfate transport; oxaloacetate transport. The record is from RefSeq and is a predicted model, not a curated record. Gene Ontology annotation, molecular function: thiosulfate transmembrane transporter activity; succinate transmembrane transporter activity; sulfate transmembrane transporter activity. Gene Ontology annotation, cellular component: mitochondrial membrane. The transcript has 10 exons. Bases 1 to 918 code for a protein of 305 amino acids.
AUGUCAUCGUCCUCGAAACCUCGACAGGGAGGCCAGGCGGGACAGGCAGGAAUGCAGAAGCCCAAGACGUAUCCUUUCUGGCUCGGCGGUGCGGCGGCGAGCUGGGCGGCUGUGUGCACUCAUCCUCUCGACCUCGCCAAGGUCCGGAUGCAGACGACCAAGGGCAAGGGGUUCGUUGGAACGCUGGUAGACAGUGUCAAGGCUGAUGGCCUGCGAAGAGGCGCCUACGCUGGUCUCUCGGCCUCGAUCCUGCGACAAAUGACCUACUCGCUCACCCGUUUCGGCGUCUACGACGAGUUGAAGAAGCGCUUGACGAAGCGGCAUCCGGUCGGACAGCCUCUACCUGCGUGGGAGAUGGCUGCAGCGGCGAGUGUAGCGGGAGGACUGGGCGGACUGGCAGGGAACCCGGCGGACGUGAUCCUGGUGCGGAUGACGGCGGAUGCGGCCAAGCCUGCUGCGGAGCGGUUAGGAUACAAGCACUGCUUCGACGGCGUCUUCCGCAUCAUCCGCGAAGAAGGCGCUUCGGCUUUGUUCCGCGGCGUUGGACCUAAUUGUGCGCGAGCGAUCUUGAUGAGCGCUUCGCAACUCGCAACCUACGACUUCUAUAAGGACAUGAUCGUCAGCACGGGACUCAUCAAGGACGGCCUGCCUCUUUACUUUGCUUCCUCGUUCUUGGCGGGCACGACCGCCACAACUAUCUGCGCGCCGUUCGAUGUCAUCAAGACGAGGAUCAUGAACGCCAGCGGCUCAUCCUCGAUCGGCAGCGUAAUCUCGCACUCGUUCAAGACCGAGGGCAUGAGCUGGAUGUUCAAGGGCUGGACGCCGGCUUGGAUACGUCUCUCGCCCAACACCAUCAUCAUCUUCCUCACCCUCGAGAACCUCAAGAAAGGUGUCGACUACCUCCGCGGCACUCCCUAG